UGCUUCUUCAAAAUGGAGGUGGCAAGUGUAACAGAGUUUCUCAGGGGAAAGACUAUAUUGGUCACCGGUGCAACUGGCUUUUUAGCAAAAGUAUUUGUGGAGAAGUUAUUAAGGAUUCAAUCAGAUUUGAAGAAACUGUAUCUUCUUCUCAGAGCUUCUGACUCUGAGGCAGCCACACAGCGCAUGCACGAUGAGAUUAUAAGGAAGGAGCUGUUUAGAGUUUUACGAGAAAAAUGGGGUGCAGAUUUUGAAUCUCUGAUGGCAGAGAAGGUAGUUGCUGUUGCAGGAGACGUUUCUGUUGCAAAUUUGGGGAUUAAAAAUGCAAAUCUUGAAAAGAUGUGGGAAGAAAUAGACGUCAUUGCCAACUUUGCCGCUAAUACCAACUUUGAUGAAAGGUAUGACAUCGCUAUGGAGAUUAACACGAUGGGGGCUUUACAUGUGUUAAACUUCGCCAAGAGUUGCCGUAGGAUCCAAGUUUUUCUUCACCUAUCAACAGCUUACAUUUGUGGAGAGCCUCGGGAAGGAGAACUGAUUAAGGAGGAACCUUUACGGAUGGGUCAAACCCUAAACGACGCCUCAAAAGUCUUAGAUAUUUACGCAGAAAAGACAUUGAUUCAAAAAACAAUUGAACAACUCAGAUCACAAUAUACUGACAACGACAUGGCUAUUACGUCUGCAAUGAAAGAUUUCGGAAUUAAGAGAGCAAACUUGUAUGGAUGGCCAAACACUUACGUAUUCACAAAAGCAAUGGGAGAGAUGUUGGUGUCGAAUUUUAAAAAUGAGAUUCCAUUAGUUAUCAUACGCCCUACCAUGGUCACAAGUACCUACAAGGAACCUUUUCCUGGUUGGGUUGAAGGUGUGAGAACACUUGAUGCUGUAAUUGGUGGCUACGGUAAAGGAAAAGUAGAAUGCUUUCUCGGGGAUCCCCAGACUAUUUUAGAUGUGAUACCAGCGGAUAUGGUGAUAAACUGUAUGCUGUCGGCAAUGGCUAUUCAGUCAUCACACAAAUAUAUAUACCAUGUCAGUUCGUCAUUAAGAAAUUCUCUCACAAUUUCUUGUGUCCGUCAUCUUUCUUACCUUUAUUUCAAAAACAAACCCUUGACUGAUUACAAAAGUGGAAAGCCAAUAAUCAUAUCCAAGGCAUUGUUUUUAUCAACUAUGGCUGGUUUCCAUGCUCACAUGACGACCCGGUAUGUUCUUCCCCUCAAGGUAUUAUAUGCGGUGAACCAAGUGUUUUGCCAGAUCUUCCGAGAUGUUUAUAAUCGAAAUGAUAGAAAAGUCAAGACGGUGAUACGAAUGGCCCAACUCUACAAACCCUAUGUAUUUUUCAAGGCACUGUUUGAUGAUAGGCACACUGAAGAAUUACGAGAAAGAUCAUCAAAGAUUCUAAAGGAUGUUGGAUUUGAUUUGGGGUUUGAUCCCAAUAGCAUAGAUUGGAGAGACUAUUUGCUGAAUGUCCACUUUCCUGGCCUCGUCAACUACGCAAUUAAUUCAUCUCCCAGGUUGCCCAAAUACUGAUGAAGCUGAGGGGAAACAAACCAAUCAAUGAUAUAAAUAUAUAUAUAUAUAUAUAUAAGUAUUAUUAAAUAAUGAUAGGAAUCCCAGAAGUGUGUUUUACGUAUAACUCGUUCAAUCGCUUCGACUUACAUGAUCAAUAAGCGAGUCGCUCCGACGAGUCUAAGUCGCUGGCGUUUCAGUGAGCGAGUUCACCGGAUUUUCAUGCAGAGAAACGCAAACUCGGCCACCAACCGAGUCGACUCGCGCUUUAAAUGACUCCCCCACAGUAGCCUGCCGCCCGUACAGGAACGGUAUAUUUUCAGUUUAAUCUUUCAUGAAUUUCAUUUUUAAUCGUUAGAAUCUUGGCGUUAUUUAAGUUUAUUUU
Molecule: messenger RNA, 1882 nt
Organism: Neltuma alba
Lineage: Eukaryota; Viridiplantae; Streptophyta; Magnoliopsida; Fabales; Fabaceae
Product: fatty acyl-CoA reductase 1-like
Exons: 10
Coding region: 13-1518 (501 amino acids)
Biological process (GO): long-chain fatty-acyl-CoA metabolic process; suberin biosynthetic process
Cellular component (GO): intracellular membrane-bounded organelle
Molecular function (GO): alcohol-forming very long-chain fatty acyl-CoA reductase (NADP+) activity
Source: RefSeq, a predicted model, not a curated record